Molecule: messenger RNA, 1286 nt
Organism: Mytilus trossulus (common blue mussel)
Lineage: Eukaryota; Metazoa; Mollusca; Bivalvia; Mytilida; Mytilidae
Product: globin-like
Exons: 4
Coding region: 30-530 (166 amino acids)
Biological process (GO): oxygen transport
Cellular component (GO): extracellular region; hemoglobin complex
Molecular function (GO): oxygen binding; heme binding
Source: RefSeq, a predicted model, not a curated record
UUCACUUUAUUUUUUUGAAAACUGGUAAAAUGUCUGAAAACGGUACAAACGAAUUAUUAUCUGAAGAAGAGGAAACUGCUGUAAAGGAAAGUUGGACUGUUAUCUGGAAUGACAAAACGACCAAUGGAAUCAAAAUAUUUGUCAAAUUAUUUACGUUGUACCCUGAUGCAAUAAACAGGUUUAAAGACUUCAACGGUUUAACCCUCGAAGAAGUAAAAGUACACAAAAAGUUGCGUGUCCAUGCAUUGUCAGUCGUAUACGGCCUAAAAUCAUUUAUAGACAACCUGGAUGACGUGGAAACACUAGUAGAGCUGGUAAAGAAAAAUGCCAGUAAUCAUGUUGAAAGGAAAGUUACUGAAACACAAAUCAUGUGGUUGAAACCUAUAUUUAUAGAUAUUUUGGAAGAAAUUAUGGGUGACGAAAUGACAGAUGUUCAUAGAACUGCAUGGAAUAAACUAUUCAAUGCUAUACAAUCAUUGUGGAAACAAGAACAAGAUAGUGUCGUAGAGCAACAAACAGAAGCAUCGUGAGCAUUUGAUUCUUAUAUUAACAGUGCAACAAAAGGAUAUUAUUGACAGAGAUCUGAUUGAUAAAGACAAGAUUCAUUGUAAAUGUUUAAAGCUUGCAAACAGCAAGAUAUACAUUAUGAAGACCAUAAUACCAGAAAUAUAUAUUUUUAUGUAUUUAUUUUGUUCAACAUUACCAUUAUAUUUAAUUCAGUACUUAUAAUAAAAGAACCUAUUUUAACCGUGUUUAUGUAUUGUACACAUAUAAACUAGAGAUUGACUGGUUGGAAAUAGAAGUAAUGCCGUUUUUUUCGGUGUCUAUUUCACAAGCGCCAUUGCAAAAAAAAAAUCCCCCACAACACACACCAAGAUAAAAACAUUUAUAACUUUAUUGUACCAGUAGAUAAUAAGCAAUGCCAUUAUCAACGCAGCGACCAAUGAUAAAAUAAGAGUGAGUGAGGAUAUUGAAUUCUAUUUAGAUUUUGUAAAUUAAAUUUUAUGUUUUUAUUUAGUAGUUAAGCUCAGAAAGAGAGGAAAAUGUAUCCUGUGGUAAACUAUUGAUAUAUCCCCUGUUUUCAAGUAUUUUUGAUUGAUUCUGAAAACUGAAAAAGUAAUGAUUUAUAUUGCUUGACUGUUUGAAGGUUCACAAGUGUCGAAAGCUGGAAUGGAAUUUAUUUCUAACACAAGAACACAAGAACUGGUUUUCAAGUUUCGAAAAAUUAACUGUUCUUCUCAGCUUUUGCACUGACACAGAUAUGGUCAGCAGGUAUUUUAAAAAAG